This is a messenger RNA of Antechinus flavipes (yellow-footed antechinus), 2029 nucleotides long. RefSeq names its product CD40 molecule (gene CD40). Bases 434 to 1234 code for a protein of 266 amino acids. Gene Ontology annotation, molecular function: signaling receptor activity; antigen binding; protein binding. The record is from RefSeq and is a predicted model, not a curated record. Gene Ontology annotation, cellular component: CD40 receptor complex; external side of plasma membrane. The transcript has 9 exons. Lineage: Eukaryota; Metazoa; Chordata; Mammalia; Dasyuromorphia; Dasyuridae. Gene Ontology annotation, biological process: response to type II interferon; cellular response to interleukin-1; positive regulation of blood vessel endothelial cell migration.
UGGUGGAUGGAGUGGGGGUGGAGCAGGGUUGCGCCCCUAACCCCAUAACGGGUCUCCAGCCCCAGGAGCGCGACCCACUUCACCGCUCCCAUAAUUCUUGGAGGACAGAGUGGAUGCCUCUUUCCUGCCUUAACUGCGCUUUGGCAUUCUACUACAGUGGUUGGAAUUAAGGAGGAGAGAAGCUUGGAGCGCUAGGAAAAGAGAUCCCUCGAGUGGAUCUCGGAAAAUUGUCCCAAAUGGCAUAUCCACUGAAAGUCUGGCGGAGAUGCGACCCGAGAGCUCUCGCGUUCCAGUCUCCCGCCUCUGUUAGCUGCGAUUGGCCCGCGGCGUCCCUCCCGUGUUGUGGGUGGGGCUUCCCUGCGGUGUGCAGGGGGUUAUUAGACGCCGGCUCUGGGCCAUUCUCACCUCCCUCGGAGCCUCUUCCAGACCAGCCAUGAUCCCGUUCUGUCUGCUGUGGGCCUGCGUUUUCACUGCUGUCCAUAUGAAACCAGCUAUUUCUUGUGAGAAAAACCAGUAUUUGGUGAAUGGGCUCUGCUGUGAGAUGUGCUCUCCAGGAACAAAGCUGGUUACUGACUGCAGUGAGGGCAGCGAAACCCAGUGCGAGCCUUGCCAGGAGGGAGAGUUCCAGUCUUCCUGGAACCACGAUAAAUACUGCCACCAGCACAAGUACUGCCAUCCCAAUAUGCACCUCAAAAUUCAAAAGGAGGGCUCCUUGGAAAAGGACACGACUUGUGUUUGUAUAGAGGGUUUUCACUGCACCAGCCCGGAGUGUGAGAGCUGCAGUAGCCACAGCCCCUGCCAGCCCGGCUUUGGUGUCAAGCAUGCUGGCACAAAUUCCACUGACACCAUCUGUGAACCUUGCAAGAAAGGCUUUUUCUCCAACGUAUCCUCUGCUUUCGAAAAAUGUCUUCCCUGGACCAGCUGCAAAGACACAGGAUUGUCGGAAGUUCAGGAGGGGACGGAUAAAACGGAUGUGCUCUGCCAAAGCGACAAAUCUCGAAUGGGUCUCUUGGUGCUGAUCCCCAUUGUCCUAGGACUUUUCUUUGUUAUCAUGGGCUUGCUGCACUGGAGAGGUCUGUGUUUCAAGGCGCCCAAGAACAAGGUUCUCCAGAAAAUGGAGCCCAUAGAGACGGACGAGGAUCCCCUCCCCGUGCAGGAGACCUUGCUUCGGGGCCAGCCAGUCACGCAGGAGGACGGCAAGGAGAGCCGCAUUUCAGAGCAAGAGGGCCAGUGAGGGCCGCGGGACUGGGGCGGCUCCAGAUGCUGAGAGCAGCGUCACCAGCAGCUGCUGGUUCUGAGGCGGAGGGAGGGGCCAGGAAGGAGUGGGGGACUGCCUGCGGGGUGCAGAGGGUCCUGAGGGUGUUCCCCUCAGGAAUGACUUUGACAUUUCCAGGCCCCAGACUUCCCCUCUUGGCCCUGCUGCCUUUGCAGGGAAGAACAGAAAAAAUGGUCGGAUUAUUAGAAAAGGAAUUUCCAUUGUCAGAGUACCUCCAUCUCUCACCAGAAGCCACCAGAGGGAAUUCCUGACAUAUGAGUACACAUUGCCCACAAAGCACUUUUAUUCCUAAAACUGGUCCUUCUGACCCCUUCCAUGUAGAACAGGGAAGCAUCUACCUCAAGGCCCGAGGGUCUUCCCACCUUCCCUUCCCUCCUUAGUCAUAGUGUGAGCGCCUGUUGCUGACACUGCUGGCUGUGUCUCCCCUGUCCCCACCUUCAUGGAGAACAUCGGGACAUGAUAUUCUGUGGGCUUCCUGCGAGCUCACGGAGGUGGAGCUGGAACCAGAGGCGAGGGAAGGGAGCAGAGGAGAGCACCGGGAAGAUUGCCAUGACCCGUCCUGGCUGGGGUACCAAUGCAAGAACGGCGAGGAGGUGAUAGGCAGGCCAGAGCCAGGCUGUCUCUCUUUAGUGUUAUUCAUGAUCACCGAAAGGUGGAAUUGAGGCUGGGAUAUGUACACAUUGCCUGGAUUGGUAUUAGUGUUGGCGUCUGUAAGUGCUUUGGAGGUCAAUUAAAUAAAACUCUGGGCUCCAA